This is a messenger RNA of Linum tenue, 530 nucleotides long. Lineage: Eukaryota; Viridiplantae; Streptophyta; Magnoliopsida; Malpighiales; Linaceae. The record is from the annotation of a GenBank genome assembly.
AAAAAAUUUCCACAAAAAUUUUCAUCAUCUUUCUUCUGGAACUCAUCUUCCCCAAAAAUAUCACAGCCUUCUCCAAAGCAGCUCCUCUUCUCCCUCAAAAUCCCUAUCUGCCGUCGCAUCACUCCGGGAGCCGGAGCAGGGCCAAACUCGGAUUCCUCUUUCCCGAAAACCCUCUCCGCCUUUGGCAACUCCCAAACCAUCUCCUCAUGUGGCCGCCUCCGAAACCCUCUCCGCCUCUGCAACUCCCAAACCCUCUGCUUAUCUUGCAGAUCCCUCUUUCUCCCAAACCCUCCCCGCCUCUGGAAACUCCCAAACCCACUCAUCAUCAUGGUCGUUGAGUGGGUCACGCUUUACCCGGUCGAUGGUGUAAAGAGUUUGGAGUCGAGUUCCUCCAGAGUGUGAGACGAGAAGUGGCCGGCUUCUUCUCUACGACGUCGGGAGCUGGGGGUUUAGGGGUGGAGGAUUGACGGCGGCGGAGAUGGGUUGGGUUGAUAGAAACAAGGGAUUUUGAAGAAGCCAAUUGAUCGGAG